GCUGGCCCGAGGGUGACUGGUUUCCGGCCGGUGGCGCUGCCCCGGCUACCGGGAGACGUGUAACGGACGGUGGGCCGCAGCCAUGGCCGAGAGGAAGCCUAACGGUGGCGGCGGGGGCGCGUCCGCCUCCUCGUCGGGCACUAACUUACUCUUCUCGUCCUCGGCCACAGAGUUCAGCUUCAACGUGCCCUUCAUCCCGGUCACCCAGGCCGCCGCCACCCCGGCCUCGCUGCUCCUGCCGGGAGAGGACUCCUCGGAGGUAGGUGAGGAGGACAGCUUCCUCGGGCAGACCUCUGUUCACGCGUCCACCCCGCAGACGUUCAGCUACUUCUCUCAGGUCUCGAGCAGCAGCGACCCUUUCGGGAACAUCGGACAGUCACCGUUAACGACGGCAGCGGCGCCGGCGGGACAGUCGGCCGCUCUCCCUUUCACACCUGGAUCCCAAGACGUCCUGAACGCGUAUCCGCCAUCCGUUCCCAAGGCUCAGUAUGGUGCUCCACCUUCCUCACAGAUGGGAGUGAAUACUUUCCUGCCUUCUCAGCCGAGCAGUCUCCCUCCUUCCACCUUUGGGAGCCCGCCCCAAGGAACCCCUCAACAAGGAUACAACCCGUACCGCCACACCCCGGUCAGCAGCCGGGCUAACCCUUACAUUGCACCACCACAGCUGCAGCAGUGCCAGAUGCCAGCCCACGCCGCGCCUCCCGCGCCCCCCGUGCCCUCCGUGCCCCCUGUGCAGAUGUACCAGAUGCUUCCCGGAUCCUUGCCGCCGGCCCCGCCUCCGGUGCAGUCGCCAGCGCAGCAGCAGGCGCUCGCCAGGCCUGCAGGUCCCUCUGUGCAGGGGCCGGCUCCCUUUCUCCUUCAGAACCAGUACGAGCCUGUUCAGCCCCACUGGUUCUACUGCAAGGAGGUGGAACACAAACAACUGUGGAUGCCUUUCAGUGUGCUGGACUCCAUGAAUCUUGAAGAAAUCUAUAACUCAGUUCAGCCAGACCCUGAGAGCGUGGUUCUGGGCACAGACGGCGGGCGCUACGACGUUUACCUCUAUGACCGCGUGAGGAGAGCAGUGUACUGGGAAGAGGAGCCCACUGAAGUGAGACGCUGCACCUGGUUUUACAAGGGGGACACCGACAGCCGAUUCAUUCCCUAUACGGAGGAGUUCAGUGAGAAACUAGAGGCUGAAUAUAAAAAAGCUGUAACAACGAAUCAGUGGCACCGCAGAUUAGAGUUUCCAAGUGGAGAGACCAUUGUUAUGCACAAUCCCAAGGUUAUUGUUCAGUUCCAGCCAUCCUCAGUGCCUGAUGAAUGGGGGACCACACAAGAUGGGCAGACAAGGCCCAGGGUUGUCAAACGUGGAAUUGAUGAUAACCUUGAUGAAAUCCCUGAUGGGGAGAUGCCUCAGGUUGACCAUUUGGUGUUCAUGGUGCAUGGCAUCGGGCCUGUGUGUGACUUGCGCUUUAGAAGUAUUAUUGAAUGUGUGGAUGAUUUUAGAGUGGUUUCUCUCAAGUUGCUGCAGACACAUUUCAAGAAAUCUUUAGAUGAUGGGAAGGUGAGCAGAGUGGAGUUCCUCCCGGUUCAUUGGCACAGCUCCUUGGGCGGGGACGCCACAGGUGUUGACAGGAAUAUUAAGAAAAUCACUUUACCAAGUAUUGGUCGGUUUCGUCACUUUACCAAUGAAACCUUGCUAGAUAUUUUGUUUUAUAACAGCCCCACCUACUGUCAGGUAAUUGUGGAAAAAGUCGGAAUGGAGAUAAACCGUCUACAUGCCCUCUUUAUGAGUCGGAACCCAAACUUCAAAGGAGGGGUCUCUGUUGCUGGCCACAGUUUAGGUUCUUUAAUAUUGUUUGACAUCCUGUCUAAUCAAAAAGACCUGAAUUCUUCCAAGUCCCCCGGGCCCCUGGCCGUUGCCAACGGAGUUGUGAAGCAGCCACGUUUUCAGGAAAAGCAGAUGCCCGAAGAACCAAAACUGACUUUGGAUGAGUCAUGUGACCUUGAUGUUGAAAAUGAAGAAGUCCUAACUUUGCAGGAAACCCUGGGCGCACUUAGCCUAUCUGAAUAUGUCAGCACUUUUGAAAAGGAAAAGAUUGAUAUGGAGUCUCUGCUUAUGUGUACAGUUGAUGACCUGAAGGAAAUGGGGAUACCCCUUGGGCCCAGAAAGAAGAUCGCUAACUUUGUAAAACAUAAAGCAGCCAAACUGGAACAGAGACGAGCUGCACCAGAACAGAAGGUGGUGGCGGCUGCUUCAGCCAGAGGACAAGAGGAAAGCGCUCAGAAGACUAAAGAUGCGGCUCCUGUCCCCUCGGAAUGUCACGAGGCCAAGAGGAAGCUUGCGGUUGGAGCUUGCGUUUCCUCCGUGCGAGUUGACUAUGAGUCUUUUGAGGUUGGCACAGGUCAGGUUUCUGUUGUUUAUAACUCAUUAGACUUUGAGCCAGAGAUUUUCUUUGCCUUGGGAUCUCCAAUUGGUAUGUUUCUCACUGUUCGAGGAGUGGAUAGGAUAGAUGAGAAUUACCGGCUUCCUACUUGUAAAGGAUUCUUCAAUAUUUAUCAUCCGCUUGAUCCAGUGGCAUAUAGGCUAGAACCUAUGAUUGUUCCAGAUUUGGACCUCAAAGCAGUUCUCAUUCCACAUCAUAAAGGCAGAAAAAGACUUCAUUUAGAGUUGAAAGAAAGUCUCUCUCGUAUGGGAUCUGAUUUGAAGCAGGGUUUUAUUAGCUCUUUGAAAAGCGCGUGGCAGACAUUAAAUGAGUUUGCCCGUGCUCAUACCUCUUCAACUCAGUUGCAAGAAGAAUUGGAGAAGGUAGCCAAUCAAAUCAAAGAAGAAGAAGAAAAGCAAGUGGUUGAAGCAGAAAAGAUUGUUGAAAGUCCAGAUUUUUCCAAGGAUGAAGACUACUUAGGAAAAGUUGGAAUGUUAAAUGGAGGCCGCCGGAUUGAUUAUGUUCUUCAGGAAAAGCCAAUAGAGAGUUUUAAUGAAUAUCUUUUCGCUCUUCAGAGUCACUUAUGCUAUUGGGAAUCUGAAGAUACUGCCCUGUUAUUACUCAAGGAAAUUUACCGAACAAUGAAUGUUAGUCCAGAGCAGCCCCAGCAUUGACCUGCCUUCAGCUUUACUGUACUGUCUUCACAGAAGGUCCGGAGUGAGGUGCAUCGCUGGGAGACCCUGCGAGGAUGUUCCCGGUCUGCUCCUGCGAUGGUGCCAGAAAAGUGACUUCAACAAGUGCUCAGAGGGAGAAUCCAUUGGGAAGAAGAUAUGCAGCCAACGGACAGAAGCAAAUGAGUGCCACACUUGGACAGCGUAGAUGAGAAAGUGUAAUUAUAACAGUGACUCAGUGAGAAUUUCUCAGACCAGUUUAGUUGUGAAAGAUGUGUGAUAACAAUGAAGAAAACCUUGUAGCAUGCAAACGGUUACUUCUGUCCCUUAAACCAUUGUGGGCUAUUAAACUUGCAUUUUUCUUUUUAUUAAUGUAGUAUUUUCUUUUUAUUCAACUAUGGACUUCUUGAGAAACUACAGUGAUAUGAUUUUUAGGAAAUUUAUGUUCUACUUGAAGUGUGAAUUGUGGCUCUGAGCUGCCUUACUUGUUAAGAGAAGUAACCAAGAUCACUUGUGCCCAGGUGGGCUGGACGCUGCUGAGAGCCUCCUUGUGAGCGAGCUGGUGCGCCUCGCUCUCCCAGCAUGCUCUGCUCCAGCAGGGAGGGAAGCAAAUGAGAGCUUUCUGUGUUGUCUUCUGAGGCAGCUGGGUAUCGCUGCGUUGCCAAAGUUCCAAUUGGUGUGAGAACCAAAGUGGAGCUUUUAGGGUUUUUUGUUCUGUGUUGAUUCCAGUUAUACCAAAGUGUUGGAAAGUAUGAAAUGUAUUUCUUCCAGGCUGCAAGUCUACUUCCCGAGAAGACUGCUCUGUACUGUUUCACUUUUGUUUCUCUGUACAUUGAGAUUAUCUAGAUGUUUUCCUAAUACUACAUGGGAAUGCUGAUUUUUCUUCUUUUGUGAUAAAGUAGAAACAUUUUACAUUGUUUACAUAGUUCUCAUGGAACAUGGAAUUUUUUGAAAGUGACACAAUACACAUUUUUUGUGUAUAAAUUCUAAUUAGUGUGAAUAAAGCAGUAACAUCAAUGCAUUUUUUAAAACAGCAAAUUUCUGUAUUUCUCUUACCUUCCUUGAAAGUAUUUCUAUGACUUUAACGUCCAUUCCAUUUCUGUUGUGAGUACCAGUUAGGUAGUUAAUAUGUGACAUCAGCAUUGGUGCCUGGUAAUAGGAGUAGAACAGGAAAGCUUUAGGGGAGCAGUUGACCCCAGACAGCACGUGUGUGUGUGUGUGUGUGUGUGUGUGUGUGUGUGUGAGAUAUCUCUUUCAGCUGCCUCAGUCUCCGUCAGGAUGCAGCAUUCAGUGCUUCCAGACGGCUCGGUGGCCAGCCUGGACAGGAAUAGUUUCCUCUGCUCCUUUCCAGCCUUCAUAUCUCUACCCCAGGACUACUGCUUUUCACUUAAUUUUUACCUAACUUCCCUAAACUGGUGAAAUAAGAAAAAAAAUGAGGGUUAUCUGUGUAUAUUUUAAUAAACUCCUAUUUGAUUUUUUUCAUCUUA
Molecule: messenger RNA, 4566 nt
Organism: Oryctolagus cuniculus (rabbit)
Lineage: Eukaryota; Metazoa; Chordata; Mammalia; Lagomorpha; Leporidae
Source: RefSeq, a predicted model, not a curated record